Pseudoliparis swirei is the source of this 2498-nucleotide messenger RNA. RefSeq names its product SAFB-like transcription modulator. The coding region runs from base 348 to 1259 and encodes 303 amino acids. Gene Ontology annotation, cellular component: nucleus. The record is from RefSeq and is a predicted model, not a curated record. Gene Ontology annotation, molecular function: sequence-specific DNA binding; RNA binding. The transcript is spliced from 2 exons. Lineage: Eukaryota; Metazoa; Chordata; Actinopteri; Perciformes; Liparidae. Gene Ontology annotation, biological process: regulation of mRNA processing; regulation of transcription by RNA polymerase II.
AGGACACAUUAAUAGGAGUUGCAAUAAGCGCUUGUCUUGCGAAGUUUGCAAUCAAUGUCAUCCCAGCACUCUGCAUAUUAACACAAGAGAAAGAAGCAAAGGCGAAGAUCAGCCAAGGGAAUUGUUAGUGAGUGGCACGACUGUCUCAACUUGUGGUCAUACAGGGGCCGGAGGCAGUAACGGCAUCCUUCCAAUCUUACCCGUCAAUGUUAAGUGUCAAAAGGGAAACAAAAUCAUACAAACUUAUGCAUUUCUGGACCCAGGAAGUACUGACACUUUCUGUUCUGAACGUCUAAAUAGAAAAGCUGAACAUCAAAGGAAGAAAUACAAAGGUUCAUUUAAGUACAAUGUGUCACAGCAGUACUGUUCCAUGUUUUGUUGUCGAAGGCUUGGAAAUCUCUGAAUUUGCCAAAAAUCAGUUCUUUGAGCUUCCUAAGCUGUUCACGCAGAAGAAAAUGCCAGUGUCGACAAACAAUAUAAUUUCCGAAGAAGAAUUGACCAAAUGGACUUACCUGAACGGUUUAGACUUUCCUCGUAUUAAUGCUGAUGUCGAUUUGUUGAUUGGCACAAACUCAUCAAAGUUAAUAGAACCAUGGGAAGUGAUCAACAGCCAUGCCAAUGGACCAUAUGCCAUUAAAACCCUAUUGGGGUGGAUGAUUAAUGGCCCCCUUCAAAAAUACAGUGAUGAGCUGGGGAGUGGCUACCCCGCUGCCACUGUUAACCGGAUUUCCAUAAAAAACCUGAAGAAAGCUGAAAUGGGUGACAAAGAAAAGGAUUCUGGGAAGAAAGGCCCCUGCACUACUGGGGCAUCAGGUCGAGCAAAGAGCUCUUCAAGAGACAGAGAUGGAAAAGCUACAAAAGAUGAAAAGGCCGUCUGCAGUAGCGGCAACAGCAGCUCUUCGCGUAACAUAUGGUUAAGCGGCCUGUCUUCAAACACCAAAGCCGCUGUCCUAAAGAACCUGUUUGGCAAAUAUGGAAAGGUUUUGAGUGCCAAGGUGGUUACAAACGCUCGCAGUCCUGGGUCAAAGUGUGGCUUGGUGACGAUGUCUUCCAGUACGGAGGUGACACGGUGCCUCUGCCACCUCGACUGUACACAGCUCCACGGAAAGAAAAUCUAUGUUAAAAGGGCCAAAAAUGGUCUGUACAAAAAAGAAGAUAAGAACUUGGAUAAACUCUCAGAAAAGGACAAAGAUUUUCCCAAGAAACAGGAAGUCAGAAGUGGAAAAUCUGAGACUGUUUCAUCCAACUCGGGGCAAUGAUUCUUUGAAGAAAGAUGACAGAAAGCAUGGCCGGAUGAAGAGUCCAGGCAGGAUGGUCAUUUUACAUCAGGUCUGCAGGAGACCACCAUACACUGUACCUCAUCAGGGUUAUAAGAAGCUGUUGUGAGGCCGGCUGUUUUCAAGGGUACUUUUUGUUGUUUUGUUUUGUUUUGUAAUGGCUCCUUGUGUAAAUGUAUGAUUAAUUGUUGUGCCCUGCCAGAAACAAUUAGGGGCCGGUGUGUUGGAGUCAUUUUCUCAUGUUUUGUGACUUUGGACCUCCCACCACUAGGUGGGUCAAGGUUGCUUUAAUGUGUCGUUUGUCCCUACUUAAUGAGGUGAAGUGGGAGGCCAGGUGUUGCAAAUUGGCGAGAGCAAACCUUUUUUGAGCGUCUUGAUGUGAGCCAAGCCUUAAUGUAAAUACUGAACGUAAUGAUCCUAAAUAGAACAAAGGACAAAUUAUCGGGACUCUGGAGCUCACUAAAACGACAAUGAGCAGCCGGUAGUGCCUCUCGUUAAAAGGGGGCACUACAGUAUUUAUAAAAAGUCAACUGAUGCAUCCUCCGGAAAGUGGGAGGAUCAAGUCACAUCCGGGUAUUUUGACAGUACUUUGCGAGAAGCGAACUUUGAAUUGGAACAUGUACUCAUGCUGAGACUGAUGACGUUUCACGAGUCCACGAGAGCAGAGAAGUACGCACAAGAACGCAUAUUGAGAAACGCCGACAGACCCGUACGUGGUGCGUUCAGGUGCUCUAGUGUGUGAACGGAUGGUGCGUUCAGUUGCUACAGUGUGUGUAGGUGUGGUGCGUUCAGGUCCUGUAGCGUGUAUGUCGUGCGUUCAGGUGCUCUAGCGUGUGUACGCGUGGUGCAUUCAGGUGCUCUAGUAUGUGUACGUCGUGUGUUCAGGUGCUCUAGCGUGUGUACACUUGGUGCGUUCAGGUGCUCUAUCGUGUGUAUGUCGUGCGUUCAGGUUCUCUAGCGUGUAUAUGGAUGGUGCCUUCAGGUGCUCUAGCGUGUAUAUGGACGGUGCGUUCAGGUGCUCUAGUAUGUGUACGUGUUGCGUUCAGGUGCUCUAGUAUGUGUACGCGGUGCGUUCAGGUGCUCUUGUAUGUGUACGUGGUGUGUUCAGGUGCUAUACCGUGUGUACGAGUGGUGCGUUCAGAUGUUCUAAUGUAUACGUGUGGUGCGUUCAGGUGCCCCAGUAAGCGUGGUGUGUUCAGGUGCUCUAAUGUAUAGUUGUGG